Messenger RNA from Cooperia oncophora, 759 nucleotides. Lineage: Eukaryota; Metazoa; Nematoda; Chromadorea; Rhabditida; Trichostrongylidae. The record is from the annotation of a GenBank genome assembly.
AUGGCACUGCGCCACUUCUCGGCUCCCCUAGAUCACGGCGCUGGGGCUGAUGAACCGGAACCGGAGUUCAAAGAUAUCGAUCGGGCGAAAUGCAGUGCUAGGGAUGCUGUGGAGGAAGGCCGUGAGCAGAUAUGGGGACGAAAAGGGUGCUGUACCCAAAGUGUCAGAAAGUCUACCAGAUCACCAAUCGUAAAUCCUGAUGAAGUGCUCAGUGAUCGUGAUAUACGAAUGAAACUCGAGCCAAAUGUUAUGAAAUCGCUGUACACUACGCCGAAGACGCCGGGAGGCCGUACGCAACCUUCUACUCGUCAGAAAAGAGGAAGAAGUGAAGCCCGUGCAGCCGCUCAAGCGCGCACUUUGCUCAAAUCAAUCGACUGUCUGGAUUAUCCAGAAUUUCUCGACAAACACUACACCCGCAUUGAACCUGGGAUCCAUAAGAUCGAAUACACUAUGGCGGAAUAUCGAGCUGUUAUUCAGGAUGCAAAUCUUCUCCUGUCAUCGGAAAAAACGCUGAUCGAUGUCGAUCCACCAGUAAUAAUCGUCGGUGAUAUUCAUGGGCAAUUCAACGACCUAAUAAAUAUGUUUCUGCUUAUCGGAAAACCACCAGAGAAGCGCUAUCUAUUCCUUGGUGACUAUGUGGAUAGAGGCAUGAUGUCGAUAGAAUGUAUAAUGCUGCUGCUCGCAUAUAAGGUGAGGUUGCAGGAGCAUAUCCCUACGAUUUUGCUCCUAGCCAAGAAAAUCUACUGCUUUGUACCUUGG